Saccoglossus kowalevskii is the source of this 1780-nucleotide messenger RNA. Its product is annotated as N-sulfoglucosamine sulfohydrolase-like. Gene Ontology annotation, biological process: heparan sulfate proteoglycan catabolic process; glycosaminoglycan catabolic process. The record is from RefSeq and is a predicted model, not a curated record. NCBI's taxonomy places the organism in Eukaryota, Metazoa, Hemichordata, Enteropneusta, Harrimaniidae. Gene Ontology annotation, molecular function: N-sulfoglucosamine sulfohydrolase activity.
AUGGCGUGCACGACGAUUGGUUUGUUUAUGCUGUUAACUCUAUGCAUCGUAUCAGCGGAGAAGAGAAACGUGCUCAUAAUUUUAGCUGAUGACUAUGGAUUUGAGAACCAAGCAUACAACAAUACAGUGUGUCAGACACCUCAUCUCAAUAAAUUAGCCAGUCACAGCGUCAUAUUCAAACAUGGUUACACUGCUGUCAGUAGCUGCUCACCAAGCAGAUCAUCCAUACUAACAGGUCUACCACAACACCAGAAUGGCAUUUAUGGCCUCGCAGGUGGCAUUCAUCAUUUCCAUGCAUUUGACGAAAUCCGAAGUUUACCAGUAAUUCUAAAAGACGCUAACAUAAGGACAGGUAUCAUAGGAAAAAAGCAUGUGCAGCCCGACACAGUCUUCAAAUUUGACUAUGAAAGAACAGAAGAGCAGUAUUCCAUGAUGCAAGUAGCACGUAAUAUCACGUUUAUGAAAGAACUGGUACAUGAAUACCUUAAUGUCAAUGACACAAGGCCUUUCUUAUUAUAUGUUGCUUUUAAUGAUCCACAUCGAUGUACAGCUGAUUUUGAACAUGGCGAGUUUUGUGAGAUGUUUGGGAAUGGCCAGCCUGGUAAAGGUGUGAUACCAGAUUGGAAACCAAUUCAUUAUAAACCAGAAGAUGUGGAAUUGCCGUUCUUCAUCCAAGACACACCUGCAGCAAGAGAUGAAAUAGCAAAGCAGUACACUACCAUCAGUAGAAUGGACCAAGGUAUUGGACUUUUUAUGAAAGAGCUUGAACAGGCCGGGUUCAGUGACAACACAUUGGUUAUAUUCACCUCUGAUAAUGGAAUACCUUUCCCUGGUGCAAAGACAAAUCUUUACGAAAAGGGUAUGGGAGAACCAUUCCUUGUUUCCUCGCCAUAUCACAAGAAAAGGUGGGGACAAGUAAGUGACGACUUGGUUAGUAGUUUGGAUAUCAUACCAACUGUCCUGGACUGGUUCGAUCUUUCAUUUCCAGAUUAUAAAUUGUUCAAUGAAAAAGUGAAGUUGAGUGGCAAAUCUUUACUCCCAGCUCUAGAAAAGGAGCAGCCAACAUGGGACACUGUGUUCGCUAGCCAUGAUUUCCACGAAAUAACAAUGAACUACCCAAUGAGGGUUAUGAAACAUAAAAACUACAGACUUAUACAUAAUUUAAACUACCGAAUGCCCUAUCCAGUCGCCCUAGAUGUUGGUCUCUCUGCAACUAUGCGUGAUAUCCUAAAUCGUACUGAAGCACAUCAGAAAACUGGAUGGUACAAGACACUUGAUGAGUAUUAUUACAGAGAUGAAUGGGAGUUAUUUGACGUAAGCAAAGACCCUCAUGAGCUGAACAACUUGGCACAAGAUCCACACCAUUUGAACGUCUUUCAGGAUAUGAAGAAAAAACUGUCGUCAUGGCAAUAUGAAACAGGUGACCCAUGGAGAUGUUCUCCAGAGGGUGUUUAUGUGGAUGCUGGUGUAUACUCUAAGGAUCCUUUCUGUUUGUCUCUUCUUAAUGUUCCACCAAAGUGACAUUUCAAAAGUCUCGAAAGAUUAAUUUUCCCCUAAAGUAGACUUAAUAGCACGGAUAUUGUUAAAUUAUAUUAAACAAACCCAAUUAUUACACCAGAUUGAAAUAUAAAUAAAUAAGAAUAAAUAAAAAUAAUACAUUUAGCGGAAGUUGCCAGUGCAGCCGUGCUUAGUAUACUGGUGAUUAACAAUAUCGCCAUCAUAUCAUACGCGACCACGAAUAAAUUGAUAUUAACUAAAAGAAAAGACUAACAACCAUGAG